This is a messenger RNA of Parnassius mnemosyne (clouded apollo), 2007 nucleotides long. NCBI's taxonomy places the organism in Eukaryota, Metazoa, Arthropoda, Insecta, Lepidoptera, Papilionidae. The record is from the annotation of a GenBank genome assembly.
AUGAAAGGCGUGGAGGCAACACCAGAGGAACAGGAACGGUUAGCGACCGGAAAUAACAAUGGAUCCCUUGAUUGCAAGUUGCCCCAACAGCAGGAGCCCGAGUCGCGAACGGCCUUCCAUUCGACGCGCGUCUUCAUGCUGGUAUUUCUCUCGGGUUGGGUGCUGCAGGGCAUGUUUCUCACUUAUUUCGUGAGCGUGACAACGACAAUUGAGAAGCUCUUUAAAGUGGAGUCGAAGACGACAGGCACGCUACUAGCGGCGACAGAAAUUGGACAGAUAUGCACGGCGUUGUUCCUUACUUAUCUGGCUGGUCGUGGCCACCGGCCGCGAUGGAUUGCUUGUAUGAUGCUCGUGCUCGCUGUCGGAGUUAUCGGUUGCAUGAUGCCUCACAUGUACUAUGGCACUGAGUUGCUAGAGGUGCAUUUAGACUCGCACACGGCCGGUGCGGGGCCAGUUUGUGCUGUAGACAAGAACUCAUCUCUAAUCAAAUGUGAUGACGCUCAAGUAAAGAGCUCAGAAACCAGGUCAUCGAUUACCGCGGUCGUUAUUCCUUGGCUAUUCAUCUGCCUUCUCGUGGUUGGUGUGGGACAAACCGGAAUCGCCACUUUGGGUAUACCUUACGUCGAUGACAACGUUGGAAGCAAACAAUCGCCACUUUACAUGGCGAUUACCAUCGGUAUCAGAGUGAUCGGACCGGCGUUAGGCUUCUUGCUGGGAGCGCUCUGCACAAGGGUCUACGUGGAUCCUCUGUCUGAUCCCGGCUACGAUAAUACCGAUCUACGAUGGGUCGGCGCUUGGUGGCUUGGUAUGGUGUUUAUAGCGGGAUUUAUAGUGAUCCUUUCGGUGCUGAUGUUCUUCUUCCCGCGUCAAAUCAAGCAGAGUCCGCAGCCGCUGCCGCCGAAGAAGAGCAAGGAGAAGAAUGAACCUUUCUUCAAAGAUUUCUUUGCGACAAUAAAAAGGCAAGUCACAAACGACAUUCUCAUGUGGCGAACGGCGAGCUCCGUUCUGCACCUCAUGCCGAUCAGCGGGGUGUACAGCUUCCUGCCCAAAUACUUAGAGAAGCAGUUCCGGCUGCCGACUCAUGACGCCAACCUUGUCUCGGGUCUGGGUGGUAUUCUCGUCAUGGGAUUGGGAAUAAUAACUUCAGGGGUGGUAAUAUUGAAAUUGGUACCGACAGCAAGACAGGUAGCUGCUUGGACGGCCGCCUCAGCUGCUUUAUAUAGUGCGGGUAUGGUGCUAUUGAUGUUUAUCAGUUGUCCCGAAGAGAGUUUUAGAAUGUUGAGCGAAAACGGUGUCACAAGCAACCUGUCGUGUAGUGCCAACUGUCACUGUGAUGGCGCCGCCUACACACCCGUUUGUGGCCAGGACGCGUUCACGUACGUGUCGGCGUGCCAGGCGGGCUGCGCGGGCAGCCGCCAGCUCGACAACAGCACGUGGCUCUACUACAACUGCUCCUGCGUAGACGAACACGAGCGCGGCGAGAAGGUCCUCAACACCCUCGAACGGUACGAAGUGAUGAAUUCAUCGCAGCUUGAGUGGGGUGGGUUGGCGGUGAGCGGCGAGUGUGGCGGCCCCUGCCGGCAGAUCUACGCGUUUAUUGCCAUCUUCGCGGCCUCUAUGUUCAUACACGCUACUGGCGAGGUUGGCGCCGUGCUGCUCAUCAUACGUUGCACAGACAAACAUGACAAGGCGAUGGCGAUGGGCGUGAUCCAGUUCGCGAUCGGCGUGUUCGGCAAUGUGCCGUGCCCGAUCGUGUUCGGCGCCGCCGUGGACGCGGCGUGCCGCCUGCGCGACACGGCCUGCGGACUGAUUGGCGCCUGCGCGUCCUACGACAACGACAGCCUGCGGCACUUCUACCUAGGUCUGUCCGCUGGUUUGAUGUUCCUCGCGUUCAUAAUGGACUUGCUGGUGUGGAGCAAGGCAGGCCGAAUCGACAUGAAUCCAGCCGAGCCGGCGCCUGACGCUGCGCCGCUCGCCGCCCGCUCGCCUACCGACACGCAACUUUGA